CACCAAUUGUCCCUCCCAGUCAGCAGCCGACAGAGCAGCCCCAGGAGUCCUCUGCAAGUGUGAGCAUGCAAGGUGACGCUGACUCCACUGACUCCGAGCCAUUCUCCUCGGCAGGAUGAGAGUAACAGGUCUGGUUCGCGUUGUGGCCUUCGUCUUCACCAUGGUUGCCAUGUGGGUCUUUCUCCGCAGCUACGUCAGCUUCAACAGGAAAACCAUCCGUCUGCCACGCUGGCUGGCAGGAGUGCCCCCCAAGGAGAUCCGGGUCCCGAACACCAAGUGUGGGCUCAGCAAGCCCUGCCUAGACAACUUCUUCGCAUUUAAACUCAGCACUGGGGCUGCCAACGUCGUGGGCCCCUCCAUGUGCUUUGAAAAUGAAAUUAUCAUGAGUCCGGUGAGAAACAACGUGGGCAGAGGCCUGAACAUUGCACUGGUGAACGGAUCCACAGGACAGGUGACGAAAAAGGGCAGCUUUGACAUGUACUCUGGAGAACCCAAACUCCUGAUAGAGUUCCUUGAAGAAAUUCCAGAUAGCACGCUGGUGCUGGUGGCCUCCUAUGAUGACCCAGGCACCAAAAUGAAUGACAAAAUCAGGACGCUCUUCUCCAACCUGGGGAGUUCCUACGCAAAUCAGCUGGGCUUCCGGGACAGCUGGGUCUUCUUAGGUGCCAAAGACCUCAAGAAUAAAAGCCCAUAUGAGCAGUUCUUAAAAAACAACCCAGAAACAAACAAAUAUGAAGGCUGGCCGGAGUUACUAGAGCUGGAGGGCUGUGUGCCGCGGAAGGUGUUUUAAGAGUGGCCACGGCCAGAAAGACACGCCCAAUUGACUUGAGAGCUCAGGUUUGCUGGAUCUGCUGAUGGGAACUGACUAGGAGGAAGAAGGGAGAAGCCAUUUGAGAUGCACUGACCAUCCCACACACAAUAUGACUCACUUCUCUGAGGAAACAACAGCUUCCCACGUCCCACAGUGACCAGGAAUGGGCAGCCGCACAGGGCCUGCAGAACCAGCUGUGAUGGACACAAGUGAGACCUUCCAAGGCUGCCCCUGGCUGUCUCCAGGAGGACUAGCU
This is a messenger RNA of Chionomys nivalis (European snow vole), 1067 nucleotides long. It is a transcript of the gene Fam3d, whose product is annotated as FAM3 metabolism regulating signaling molecule D. Lineage: Eukaryota; Metazoa; Chordata; Mammalia; Rodentia; Cricetidae. The coding region runs from base 116 to 790 and encodes 224 amino acids. The transcript is spliced from 10 exons. The record is from RefSeq and is a predicted model, not a curated record.